This is a messenger RNA of Spirodela intermedia, 1750 nucleotides long. The record is from the annotation of a GenBank genome assembly. Lineage: Eukaryota; Viridiplantae; Streptophyta; Magnoliopsida; Alismatales; Araceae.
AUGGGUAGAGCUCCGUGCUGCGACAAGGCCAACGUGAAGAAGGGGCCCUGGUCUCCCGAUGAAGACGCAAAGCUCAAGGCUUACAUCGAGGAGCACGGCACGGGGGGGAACUGGAUUGCGCUUCCUCACAAAAUUGGUCAGUCGAAUUCUUCUUCGUUCUUCUGCUGCAUCCUCCUUUUUCUUUCUUCCAUCUCGAGGGAAGGAUCAGCCGAAGACAAUUUUGCGAAACCAUAAAGGAAUGGAGGAUAGCGCCAGGAGGAAGCUCUCUCUCUCUCUCUCUCUCUCUCUCUCCCCCCUCCUUCCCUCCCUCCCUCCCCUCCAAAUAGAGAAGAAAAAACGCUGCGAAGACGGGUUCAUCUGUUCAAAUACUAGUGAUCUGUCUUCCUGAGAUUGUUAGAGAGCUAUUGGCACACGCAGUUGACACACGAGAUUUAGUUCAGAUGAAAAAGCAGGGUCUACCGCUUGGGAAAAAAAUUGCUGACCAAGAUUUUGAGAUCUCCAAAGAGGCAAUCUUCUAAUGUUUCGCGUAUUUGUAUCCGUCGGUGAAUGUGUAGGGCUAAAGAGAUGUGGGAAAAGCUGCAGACUGAGGUGGCUGAAUUAUCUGAGACCUAAUAUCAAACACGGUGGCUUCUCCGAGGAAGAGGACAAGAUUAUAUGCAGCCUCUACAUUAGCAUUGGGAGCAGGUUACUCCUCCCUCUCCCUCUCCCCCUCCCUCUCCCUCUCUCUCUCUCUCUCUCUCUCUCUCUCUCUCUCUCUCUCUCUCUCUCUCUCUCUCUCUCUCUCUCUCUCUCUCUCUCUCUCUCUCUCUCUCUCUCUCUCUCGCUCUCUCUCUCUCUCUCUCUCUCUCUCUCUCCCUCACUCUCUCCUCUCUCUCUAUAUAUAUCUAUGUCUGCGUGAUUUUUCGCGAAACAAUAAUCUUUUUCAUAAGCUUAGCAUGAUCGAACUGAGUUUCUUAACUAUAUGAGUAGCUCACGGGCAUCUCAAACAUGCAGGUGGUCAAUAAUUGCAGCCCAGUUACCUGGAAGAACAGACAAUGACAUCAAGAACUACUGGAACACUAGACUGAAAAAGAAACUGCUCGGAAGGCGCAAGGAGCCACGGAACCGUCGUUUCCCGUCAACAGCUCAAGAAUCGAAAGAAGUCGCCGACGGGAUGAGCUACGAUGCUCCGUCGCAAGGCCUCAGCGCAUCUGCACUCGAAAGAAUGCAACUCCAGAUGAAGCUCCAUGGACUACAGCACCCUCUGGCCUUCCUCAAUAACCCUGCACUGUGGCCCAAGUUCCAUCCUUUCUGUGGAAGGAUCCCCAUGGAAGAUACGGCGGUGCAACAAGCCCCCGAUACCGCCGCCAUGGUAGAACCUUCCGAAAGAGUAGCAUUGCCAAACGGCUCCCAAAUCUCCCACUCGAUGGUCGGCACCAAUCUCGCAGAUAUUGAAGCUUCUUCCUUGACUGGUCUCACCUCGCCUCCGAGCUCUAUGGUUCUCAACACGGAGCAGCCGGAGGCUGACUUCGGCUCGGCGGUGGCGUUGCAGGCGGAACUAAGUAGUUUGAUUUACGGAAAGAUUGACUACCUGCCGGAAAUCCAUCAGGCGGGCAUUUUCAAGGAGAUGGGGACGAUGAAGGAAAGCGGAGUCUGGUGCCCACCAGAUAACGGUUUCGGGGAGAAGUCAGUGUUGACUUCAUGGGACUCGGCUUCUCUUUUCCAGCCGUGGAAUUUGCUUCAGGAUUAUGUGCCGGGGUAUGAUGUCUAG